Molecule: messenger RNA, 1513 nt
Organism: Lathyrus oleraceus (garden pea)
Lineage: Eukaryota; Viridiplantae; Streptophyta; Magnoliopsida; Fabales; Fabaceae
Product: mitogen-activated protein kinase homolog MMK2
Exons: 6
Coding region: 206-1354 (382 amino acids)
Biological process (GO): protein phosphorylation
Molecular function (GO): ATP binding; MAP kinase activity
Source: RefSeq, a predicted model, not a curated record
AUCAUUAACUUUCUCUCUCUUGGUCAAAACUCAUACCUAUUUUCUCUCUCCUUCAGCACCUACAAAACCAAAGGCCUUGCCCAAACAAACUCAUAACAACACGUACCUUCUAAAUUCACUGCACCCCACUUCACCAAUUCAGCUAUUUUCUCUGAAAAAUCCUUGCUUUCUUUUGGAUUCUGAGCUUCCCAUUUUCUUCUUUAAUAUGGAUUCUCAACUUCCAUACCAGAAAGACAGGUCUCUUGCUUCAGCUGAUCAUAAGAAUAUCAAAGGAGUUCUUACUCAUGGUGGACGCUAUGUUCACUACAAUAUCUAUGGAAACCUCUUUCAAGUCUCGAGCAAGUAUGUCCCUCCUAUCCAUCCCGUUGGAAGAGGAGCUUCUGGUAUAGUCUGUUCUGCUGUAAAUGUGGAGACAUGCGAAAAAGUUGCUAUUAAGAAGGUUGGCAAUGCAUUUGACAACAGAAUCAAUGCCAAAAGGAUCUUACGAGAAAUUAAACUUCUCCAGCACAUGGAUCAUGAAAAUGUGAUAGUCCUUAAAGACAUUAUACGACCACCACAGAAAGAAAAUUUCAAUGAUGUGUACAUUGUUUAUGAGUUAAUGGAUACCGACCUGCAUCAAAUAAUCCGCUCCAAUCAACGAUUGACUGAUGAUCAUUGUUGGUAUUUUCUGUAUCAGUUGUUACGGGGACUGAAAUACAUACACUCAGCAAAUAUUCUGCACCGUGAUCUAAAGCCUAGCAGCUUGCUACUGAAUUCCGAUUGUGAUCUUAAGAUCGGAGACUUUGGUCUAGCUAGAACUACUUGUGAAACCGAUUUCAUGACCGAGUAUGUGGUUACUCGAUGGUACCGAGCUCCAGAGUUGCUUCUUAAUUGCUCCAAAUAUACUGCAGCCAUUGAUAUAUGGUCAGUUGGUUGCAUCCUUGGUGAAAUCGUGACAAGACAGCCCCUAUUUCCUGGGAAAGAUUACGUUCAUCAGCUCAGAUUGAUCACAGAGCUCAUAGGUUCGCCCGAUGACACCAGCCUUGGAUUUCUACGAAGUGAUAAUGCUCGUAGAUAUGUAAAACAGCUUCCUCAAUAUCCAAGACAACAAUUUGCAGCUAGGUUUCGCAACAUGUCUCCCGGUGCAGUUGAUUUAUUAGAGAGAAUGCUUGUUUUUGAUCCGAACAGGCGCAUUACAGUUGAUGAGGCUCUGAGCCACCAAUACUUGGCACCUCUCCAUGAUAUUGUUGUGGAACCUGUUUGCUCUAGACCUUUCAAUUUCGAUUUUGAGAAACCGUCUUUCACCGAACAAGAGAUUAAGGAACUCGUCUGGAAAGAAUCUGUGAAGUUCAAUCCCGAUCCACCUAUUUAUUGAGAUUUUGCAUUUACCAUUGUAUGUUUAUAGUUAAAUACUUCACAGCUUAUUUCAAACUUUUUUUGACAAAUUAUAUUGAUAUUGAUUGAGACUUGAAAAAAUCUGUAUAGGAUAAUCACAUCAAGAGUUGAAUAUAGCUGAUCAAUAUUUAGCAUUGAA